This is a messenger RNA of Nylanderia fulva, 1206 nucleotides long. RefSeq lists its product as uncharacterized. The record is from RefSeq and is a predicted model, not a curated record. Lineage: Eukaryota; Metazoa; Arthropoda; Insecta; Hymenoptera; Formicidae.
AUGAAAAUGCAUCCGACUGUGAAUUCGGAUGAAUCCGUAACAGCAGAUCGAUCCGCACAUAUCGUUCGGUACACUGAUCAUCCAUCACGAAAUCCUAAGGAACAAAUACCUAGCACGAAAAAUGCACAAACGGAAUACAAAGUGCAUUUAUUGCAAAAUGCUGCCCAUUCCUCAACAUAUAAUUCUAACACGACACCGUCAGAUCGUCACAAUGCAUAUCGCGAACGGCGUGUCAACGACAUAGUGGAAAAUCAAUUGGACGUCCCGAAAAAUGCCGAGCAGUCAGAGCAAGAGCAUAAAAGUGUCGACACGCGUGAUAUUGAUUUGCUACAUAGAUAUCGAUUAAAGACAUGCAAGUUGCGUUUAUGGUGCGAGAGAUUGUGCCGUAAAAAGAAAGAAUAUUCCGAACGCGUUCGGAAAGAACGGACGAGAUGGUUUCUGAAACUGAAAGAGCGAAGCAGAGAGCGCGAGCAACCAGACGACGUCGUAGCGGUCGCCGGUGUAUCAGGCACUCCGCGAGAACCAAUAAGCCGCGGGACUGCCCCGAGGAAAUCCAAGAAAGGUCGUAAACAGGACGAAGCGGUGGAAAUUGCUGAUAAGGACGUCUUUGAGAAAAUCAGAGAGGAAAUAAGAAGAAAGGAAAGGAAGGAGCGGAAAAAGAGAGAGAGACGUAAACUGGAAGAGCAAAUGCGGGACUUUAUCGUGGACACGCACUUGGUGACGCCCGACGACCGCCCAGAAGUCCCCGAGGAUCACGUCCCCGGGAAACCGCCUUCCCCAUUCAUCGACUUCACCAAGACCUGCUGUUACUUGUGCGCCCAGAACACCCUGGCGAUCGCGGCCGCGAGCGCCAAACCGGAGCAGUCUGACAAGUGCGUCCAAGUUUCGGCCCAUAAAUUUCAUGCGGAGACACCCCCGACGCUCGAUAAGAGCUGCAGCCCGACGCUGCUGGUGGUGCGCACUGUGCAGUUGUCCGCCAAAGUGAGGACGCGCGAGACCAGCACGCUCUGUCCCGGUAGGAGUCUGCCGCGGCACGGAGAAACGGAGCCGAGGUCAAAAAAACCUAAGAAUAAGUUCAACGUAUUCUCGGGCUUGACGCGGACCAAGUGCCCAGCGGGACGGCACGCUGCCUGCGAGAUUGAUAAACCCGCGGCCGCUGAACGCGAGCCGAGAAAUGAGAAAUGUUGCAGGGAGAAGAACGCUUGA